Mytilus trossulus (common blue mussel) is the source of this 7843-nucleotide messenger RNA. Its product is annotated as serine/threonine-protein kinase 11-interacting protein-like. Gene Ontology annotation, molecular function: protein binding. NCBI's taxonomy places the organism in Eukaryota, Metazoa, Mollusca, Bivalvia, Mytilida, Mytilidae. Gene Ontology annotation, cellular component: cytoplasm. The coding region runs from base 348 to 4733 and encodes 1461 amino acids. The transcript is spliced from 23 exons. The record is from RefSeq and is a predicted model, not a curated record.
UCCACAGAAAUCUGUGUCGAAUAGACGCAUCAAAAUAAAUGCAAAACUUAGAUGUCACAUGCCCUUAGAAGCUGGAUUUUUAAAUAGCUUAUAUUAUUACACAUCACACUUGAUUGUUUUAUUUAAAAAAACACAUAUUUUACAUUUCAUAAACAUCAUACGAGAGUAAAUUAGGAGAAUAACAACCUGACAGGAAAUUAGGUUGUCGUAGCGGUUACACUGAACAGACAAACUGACAAAAUGUUAUUGUACAUUUCCUGAUUAAAACCUAGUAUCUUCAUAUACACUUCUCCAUAUUACACAGCUUUAAACUCAAGUUCAAAUGUGCAUGUAUUUCCCUUGAAGAGAUGCAAGGAAAAGAAUAUGAAUUAGUCAAUCAACUGGCUUUACUUCUCAGAAAAAAUGGUGACAGAAUUUUAAAUGGUGAAAGUAAAUUAAGCCUUACUACACAGUCCUUGUCUUUACUAAAUGUUUCCUUCAGAAGAUACAGCGAUGCCAAAAAUAAUGAACCCAGUCGUAAUAGGUCACACAGAGACCAGAUGGAGAAAUGGAAGUUUAAUGUUCAGUACCUUCAUGAUUUUAUUACAAAGACUAUUUCACUUAAGAUAACACACAGUACAGCAACUAUGCAAGGUCCAAUAUUGAUAUCCAGGUUCCGCAGUGUUGAAGUUCUGGAACUGAAAAAAGUCCCAAUUCAUAUGUUAGAAGGACUGCACAGGCUUCGUGGACAAAUAAAAAUCAUUAUUGUUUCAAGAUGCCUUAAUUCCUUACAAGAUCUUUUUGAAGCCUGUGGAGGGGAUCAAAGUUCACCAAUGUCCUGGCCAUGUUUAAAAUCUAUAUUCCUAAGUUAUAAUGGACUGAGGAAAUUAGACUCAUCUUUGAGACUGCUACCUGUAUUAGAAGUAAUAGACAUUAGUCAUAAUGAUUUAGAGAGAACAGAAAAUUAUUUAGAGCACUUGACGGACAUCACAAGAGUAAAUUUAGGAUUUAACAGAUUAGACAGUAUUCCAUCUUUUUCACUGACAACCAAAUCAAGAAUAAAGACAUUAGUUCUAAGAAAUAAUAACUUGGAUAAUAUAGAAGGUAUAGAUGAUUUAAAUAGCUUAGAAGAACUGGACUUAUCUGAGAACUGUCUCUGUGAUCAUUCAUGUUUGGUUGGCCUUGCAGAGCUAAACAGGCUGAGAAUGUUAAGUUUACAGGGUAAUCCAUUGUCCUUCCAUGCUAGUCACAGACCACUGACAGUACAGUAUAUUUCUAUAGCUGCAGGAAAUAAUUUAGAAUUUACUUUAGAUGGGAAGAAAAUAACAGCAACAGAAAGAUCACUUACCCAAAGAAGUGUUUUGAACCUUUCAAGACGACCAUCAUGGGAAUCACAAAGCUCUACAAUAAAUGGCACACGACAAAAGGAAGUUGUCUCGUCAUCUUACACAUUUGAUGAGUCGGAUGAUAUAGCUACAAAUUUAAGGAGAGGCUCUCCAAGGGGAUCAAGAAGAAAGAGAAAGCCUCGUCCAAAAACAGCCCUUAUUUCUGAUGAAGAAAUAAUAGAUUCCUCAAUGAAUGAAUAUUCUUCACCAGAAAGUUCAAGAGCCCCUUCCCCAGAAAAAGAAGAUGAACCUGAUACAGCUCAAUCAACCAAGGAAGAAAUCCAAAUGCUCCGUGAUCACUACGGUGUCAACUGGUUACAAGUUAUAGCUGCCAAAAAGGAGGAAGACACACUUGCUUCUUCAUCCAGUAGUAGAGAGGUCGAUAAAACAGAGGACGACAUCUACUUAAAUGAAAGUGUAGCAAAUCUGAGUGUUUCUGGUUCACAUAAAGAGACACAGAAUUAUACAGAGGUCACAAACAAGGACACAGAAGAUGAUAUUGAAGUUUUACCUGAACCAACAGUAAGUGAAGAAGACACUGUGCAGAUGAGACAGAAACCCAAAAUACAUAGUUUUUAUAGUAUUUAUAAAGAUACAAGUCUUCAAGGGUCAGAAUGGAAUAGAAUUUCUCAGGCAGAAGAGUCCGAAUAUUAUGGAGCUGAAAGUGAGCCAUUUAUUGUAAUGUUACCCUCAGAAAGGUUAAAACAGCUUAUCAUCAGUGUUAACAACAGAUAUCUGAUAGAAAAAGAUCUAAAUGGUCAAAUUGUGGAACUUUUAGACUUAAAGUGUAUGGUAUCAUUCUUAAUCUCCAUGGAAACAGUUGAUCAUGAGAAUAUAUCAGAAGAGAUUUCACUUCCUGUUUGUAAGAUUAAGUUUGACUAUACAAGGAAGGAUAGAAGAGAUAGAACAUAUGUAAUGGAGGAUGCUGAUAUAGCCAAGGAAUUUCAAAAUUUACUUCAACCCUUUAUUGAUGCCAAAGAUGUUGAGAGACAGAUGAAAGAUCUGCUACAGUGUUUGAAAUGCUCCAAUCAGUUUGAUAAAUCUGCUGCAGAGAUUAAAAUUCAGGUUCCUGACAAAAAACAUUUUAAUUCCUACUCUAAUAUGAGUAAAGGAGAUUCAAUGAAGUACAUAUGUCCAAAAUGUAAAAGUGAAAUGGUGGUGGAGCUGGAUACCAAAGAAUUACCAACCUCUUUACAGAACACACCAGUAGGAUCAUAUAUAUCUGGUGAUAGUUUCCUAGGGACGCCCAGCAAAGGCUUCAUAAAUGGUAAUAUAAUAUCAGGAUCUCCUGUAGCUAAAUCUUCACCAAUAAAGGAGAAAGACAAUAGAACUAUUGGUAUGGAUGAGGUAGAUGGAACUACAGAAGGAGACAUAGUACAGCUGAGAACAAAAACAAAGGAACAAAGUUCUCAUAAUGUCAAAAGAAAUAGAAGUUUCUUGCUACCAGAAUUGAAGGGAACUUCUGAUGCUGAAGAUAAUGUUCAAAUGAGACCAAAAACUGAAGGACAUGAUUUAUAUAGGAAGAACAGAGAGAAAAGUUUCCAAGAAUUGGAACAGAAAGGAAUAUAUGAUACUGAUGAGUCAGAAUAUAAUGGGAACAAAGAACCAUCUGCAGUGAUGUCUAACUCAGCUAUGAUCAGUGGAACAGAGAAAGAAACAGUUAUACAGAAAUCUUACUCUACUGGAACAACGAUGUGUGAUAUGGACAAACUACAGGCUGAUGAUGAAAAUCCAGAAUAUACAAGAAAUAGUUCGUGGUCAGGAGUUAAAAAGUCUAACUCUCAUUGGGUUUUAAAAAGAUCUUCCAUAGAUAGUGAUAUCACAAUACUGACUAAUGACAGUAGUAGCAUAGGUGUCAUUUCUGAGUCAACAAAUGAAAGUAGUAGUAUAGCUGUCAUUUCUGAGUCAAGUAAUGACUUGAUAGCUGAUAGAAUUCUUGAUGUGUUCAGUGAUAAUAGUGAAGCUAAGUCUGCUAAUAAUUUAACACUUCCAGUCAGAAAAGCUGGUUUAAACUCUAGUCAAAAUUGUGAAAUAGAUAUUGUCUCACGUAAACUAACUGGGAUAUCUGAGGAAGCAGCAGUGGUUACUCCUAUGGGGUCUCCUCUGUCAAGCAGUAUAUGUUCUAGCAUGGUUUCAAGUGUUUAUGAAAAUACUGUUACAUCUCCAAGUUCUGAAAACAUACACCAAGAGACUCUGGACUCAUAUAAAAAUUGUGAUAAUGGUUUCCAUGAUAACCAUAAUGGAAAUGAAGAAAGUAUUUAUGAUGUUUUUGUAACGAAUGAUAAUAAGGAAUUUAAUUCAAGGCACACAAAAGGAGAAAUUGACAACAGGGAUAGUUCAUUGACUGUAGAAGUAUUGAAUUCAAGUGAGACAGCAAUGGAUAAUUCAAAUCUAGACUAUGGUUCUGGAGAUGUUUCCAUGGAGGCUGAUAGUGUAUUAAAGAGUUUCUGUGAUACAGAUUUUACUAACAUUGAUCAUAGAUUAAAGCUGUUUUUAACCAUGACCUAUCUAGAAGAAAAUGACAUAGAGAAGCUUCAGUGUGCUGUUAAGGUAGAUAUAGUACAGUAUAUGGAGACUGAGGAGUUCACAGGAUACUUGGUGGUGUCUACUGACAGAAUCUUUAUCUUCAAGUUCAUUGACAAAGAAGACUGUGAUGAUUACGAAAGCUGUUUGAAAUGUAUAGAAAAUCAACCAAUCACAGAACUGCAGUACAUUGAUAUUGGUCUUGGUUACCAAAGUCUGAGGUUUGAGUUCAGCACUGAAUGUUCCAGUUUCACUUUUUUGAUACGAGAUGAAGGAAGGUGUAAAUACUUCAUCAAUCUAAUCACUAGUAUUGUGCAGGACACAGCAUUUAGCGAAAACAGUAAGCUGCAGGGAAUCAGUAAAUAUAAUGCUGAAACCAUGGAGAAUUUGACAUCAACUAUAGCAGAGAGUGAUGAGGAAAAGGAUGGACAAUUUGAGUUAGUCAGAUAUCUGUGUGGUAUUUUGGUUGAAGAAGAGGAUAUGAGAGUCUCAGUUGGUUUAGCUAUCACAGAGGAGGAAUUAAUACUUGUGACUGAAAACUACCAGUGGCCAUUGCCACGGUUACAGGCUCCCUUAGAUGCAGAGUUCAAAGGUCAACAAUUUACAAUAAGAGAUUGUCAGAAAAUCAACAAUAUUGCAACUGUGGAGACUUGUGAGGACGAUACAACUCAAAUUCGAUUAACCUUUUUCAAUGAGGAAUCCCAGCAAGAGGUCUGCUGGCACAUAGCUAUGACAACAGAUUCAGGAGUGCUUUCAUUAGUUAAUGCAGUCAGAGAACCAUGGAAAAAUUCAUUUGGAGUAGAUCUUGAUGUUACUCCAGUAUCAUUUUUAUCAAACAGUUUAUAAUUUGCACUUUUUAUAUUUUAGUUAAGUUUCACGAUAUAAGAUGUUUGCUUAUAUUUUACUGGUGCUUUUUAAAUUCAUGUUGGUUAUUUUAAGUUUUAUGGCAAAAGUGUAUGCUUUUUGUGGUCAUACAAUAUAUUAUAUGUUAUUAUUUCAAAUGUCUGCCUAAUCAUUGUUUUACUUAUCAAUGGAAAAUCAUUCAAAUCUUCAUAUUCAGUUAGUUUCCUUUAAUUGUACAUUGAAUAUCCAUUAUUGUACAGUGAAUUUCCAUUAUUGUACAGUGAGUUUCCUUUAUUGUACAGUGAAUUUUCUUUAAUUAUACAAAAUUUCCUUUAAAUGUACAGUGAGUUUCCUUUAAAUGUACAGUGACUUUCCCUUAGUUGUACAGUGAGAUUCCUUUAGUUGUACAAUAAAUUUCUUUUAGUUGUACAGUGUGUUCCUUUAGUUGUACAGUGAUUUUUUCUUUAGUUUUAUCUAACACAUAUUCUUUUAAAUAUUUUAUUUAUGAUCAAAAUGUUUAUUGGUGGUACCUUUAAUACUAUACUCUCAGGUUUUAGUUAAAAUAUAAUUGUUACUUUUAUUUGGUUUAUUUUUUAAAACAUGAUAUAUUGCAUUUUGAAAUAUUUAACAUGCACUUAUGGUCAUUGUUAAGUGACAGGACACAAACAUUACAUUCUAAACUGUUAUAUUUAUCACAGGAAACAUAUUAAUUAUGAUAAAGAAUGACGUGAACCAUUACAUAAAAAACAAAUUAUUUAAAGAACCUGGUAUGCAUUAUUGGAAAAGUUAUGCAAAAAUUAUUUUCAAAUUGAAGGGAAUUUAAAAAUCCUUUUUUAUGCAUUUCACUUGUAUCACAUUGAAAUCAUAUAUCCUAUAUCAGCCAAAGCUUGCCUAAAUAGUGCACUAUCAAUCUGACAUCUGCAUUUAGAAAUUUAGCUAGUUUAUUUGUAUUCAAGUCCACUAAAUAAAGAAAUGGACAUAAAUCUUAUAUCAUAAAGUUAUUAACAUUGAUAUUGAUGGUAUGAACCAUUCCUUCUAUGAUCAUAUCUUAUAAGACAUUUAUAAUGUGACUUCAUUUAACAGGCUGUUUGGUCUUGUAAUAGCAUUAGAUUCAUUAACACCUGAUUACCCUCUAUUUUACUGUCAUAUUUUUGACCUCAUUAUUUUAUUUUUUUAUUAAGUGUGACCUAUUUAUUUCUUACCUACUUAAAACAUCUGUUGAUUUUUUUAAUGUUUUGUUUUUACAUCAUUUUUGUCAUUAUUUUUAACCAUAUAUUUUGCCAAGUUUACUCACUUGGGUGAAUGUUUACAAGACUUUCUGGAUUCCAACCACAUUUAGGCAUUGGAAUUAAAGAGUGCAGGUAAUAAAUAAACUAAACUUAAAUAUUCAAGUGAGAUCUCUUACUUGUUGUAACAAAUUAAAUAAGUAUAGGUCAUAGUUUAUUUGUAAAAAGAUCUUUUGUAAUUUAAAAACCAAUCGAAAUUUGCCAGUUUUGGGGUUUUUUUUAAAUUUUGGUGGAAAAUUAAAAUCUUUAAAUACCUUGAUAAUAAAAAAGAAGUUUUUUUAAUCAAGUCAAUGGUUUAGUAAACUAUGAUACAUUGUGAUAAUGGCUAUUAAAUACUUUUAUAAAAGUUGAGGCCAUAUAUUAUUAUUGCCAUAUUGACCCUCCUCUAAUACUUAUUGUUGAUUUCUUUGUUCUAACAUUAAAUAUGCAAAUAUGUUAAAAUGUGUACAGCAAUAUCUGUAUAUCUGUUAAACAUUUUAGUAUGUCUUCCUUAUUUUUAUAAUUUCUUAUAUUAUGUUUUAAUGUCUUUUUAUAUACAUUCAGUGCAGUUAUGAAAAAUAUCUUUUUAUGAGUUUUGUUAAAUAAAUGGAUUAUCAUUUUACCUUUUGAAUUAGUUUAUUUUUACCAAUUUCAUCAGCAAACUGUGAUAUCAUAGCUUGGUAGAAUCUUAUGUUAUUUAAUAUUGAAGAUUUAUCAAGUAACAUACAUUCAUAUAUAAGAGUUCAUGUCUUUAAAUAUACAAAUGCCCGAGACAUUUAUCUUACCUGGUUGUUAUACACAAAAUGUCAAGUGAAAACUUUUGAUAAACUUUGUGGGUAUUAAUUUUGAAAUUGAAGCAAACAGAAAAGAGAAUACUUAAAAAAAUCAUAUUUUAGUUUAUACUGAUUUAUAUAUAAUUGCUUUCAGAAAUAAGCUGAUUCAUCUUUGCUUACAAAUUGACAAUGAUUGAAAGAUAUUGCAAAGUAAAAAAAUAAUUGUUGCACAUGUGUAACCAGAAGUGACGAGAGUAAUUGUGAUUGAAUAACCCUCCCACAUCAGAGGAGAUUCUUCUAUUUCUAUUGCAUAUCCCAAUUUAGCGGGGUUCAAUUGAGGGAGAUCAAAUGGCACACUGUGGAUUCAUUUAUUUUCAUGGGUAGCAAUUUUCGUAGAUUGCUGAACACUUGCAUAUUCAAGGAUAUUUGAAUUCUUGGUUCUGCCUAUCUCUGUAUACAUAGCCUAUUGAAAAUAUGUUAUAUGUUGAACAUUGAAUUUCGUGGUUCACCUGUUGCCACGAAAAUUGGUAUCCAAUAAAUAUUAAUGAAUACACAGUAACUAGCUAUUAAUGUAUCAGAUGUAGUAUUUAUAACCACCAGGAAAGGAUGAUGACCUUAAACAAAUGUCAUGGGAUGGGUAAGUGAUCUAAGAUUCAGGUAAAAAUGAUUUAUGAUGAGAACAGGGCAAUCUUCUUACGUUUCAAUAUAAGAGAUUAAAUGAAGAGGUAUACACUUUACGUUAUAACACUCAAAACUUUGAAAUGAAUCCUUUGAACUGUCAAACUUUUAAUUGGAUCUUUUGAAUUCAUAAAUUGGUAGUUGGUACACAUGAUAAUUAUGAAUGUGUAUCCAUAACAUACUGUGUUGUUCCAAUAAUCUGUUUCUGGUUGUUGCAGAUGAUAUCCAUUUCCUCAUGUUAGGGAUUAUACAAGGUUUACAAUUAACUUACUGAAUCUACCUUGCCCAUAUAAUCAACUGUUAAUCUAAAAUAUUGUGAUCAAACCAUACCUAUAUUAUUUAUGCUGCUUCUGUUACUUGUGCUUUGCAGAUGUUAUACAAUAAAUGUAUUAAAUAU